CUUUUCUAAAUUUCGGCGAAUAAUAACGUUAGAAGAAUUACAAUUUUCUUCUCUCUUCUUGCUUCUCUUUCCUCUCCAAUUUUGUACAAAAUGUUUUGCUCCUUUUCUUUUCCAUUUCUUUGUUCGCUUUUCAUUUGAUCUUUCUUUUUUCCCCGAUUCGAUUUUGGGAUAUAUAAAAGGACAUCUGCCUGUUAAUUUGAUUUUAUCUGUUUCCUCAAAAGCGUGAGAGGUGUAAACUUUUUCAGUGAGUUGGUGAUAGCUCGAGUAUGAAGUCACCGCUGAGGAAGCUGAAGAAAUUGGGGCUGAAUAAAGGCGCGGCGGACGAAAAUUGGGAUCACCAUAUCUCGGUGCAUACGGAUGGGUUAAGUCAAGCAGCAAAGGAUAUGAAAGACAUGCGAACAUGCUAUGAUGGACUGCUCUCUGCAGCUGCUGCAACAGCAAACAGCGCUUAUGAGUUCUCGGAGUCACUGCUCGAGAUGGGUAAUUGUCUAUUGGAGAAAACUGCAGUGCAUGAUGAUGGAGAAACUGGGGGUACAUUGUCCUUGCUGGGAAGAGUGCAGCUUGAGCUUCAGAAACUUGUUGACAGCUAUAGGUCUCAAAUUAUCAUGACAAUUACUCACCCAUCAGAGUCUCUCUUGAGUGAGCUGCGGAAAGUGGAGGAAAUGAAAUUGCAAUGUGAUGAGAAAAGAGAGAUCUUUGAGCACAUGGUAGGACAGUUUAAAGAGAAAGGGAAGUCGAGACAUGGAAAGGGGGAGACUUUAACCUCAGAGCAACUACAGGCAGUUCGUGAAGACUACGACGAGGCGACAAGGCUAUGUGUUUUCCGAGUAGCAUCAUUGAAGCAAGGGCAAGGCCGGAGUCUACUAACACAGGCAGCCCGUCAUCAUGCAGCACAGUUAAAUUUUUUCCGGAAAGGGUUCCAAUCUCUUGAUGCCAUUGAGCUGCAUAUUAGAGAUGCUGCGGAAAAGCAGCACAUAGACUACGAGCUAUCCGAAUCAAACGAUGGUGAAGAACGUGGUGAUGAGAACAGUUUCGAGGCUAACGAAGAUGGAGAUCUGAGUUUUGAAUAUGACCAGAGCAGAAAGGACUUGGAUAAUACUAGUGGAACGAGGAACUCUAUGGAGUUAGACCUAUCGUCUGGUCCAAGUCAACAGAUUCCACAAGCCAAAAACUCCGACCUCCAAAUAAACGUCGCCAGAAAUCAAGGAGAUCAAACAGUCAGCCGACAACAUAGAACUGGCAGUCAUUCCGCUCCAUUAUACGCCGAGAAAUUCGACCCAACAGAAAGAAUAAGGGAAAUGCAGAAAUUUAGCAGCAACAAACACGUGCUGCCCACCCCAGACAACGCCAAGGGUUCAAUAAGAAAUAGCUCAAGUACCACCACAGCUUCCGGUGGGCCCCACUCCAUGAACCCGUGGCAUUCAUCCCCACUAGACAUCCAGAAGCAAAAGAAAUCCUCUGACGACUACAUACCUGCAGAAAACAGCAACAACAACAACAAGAAGAAGCAUUCUCUCCCCUUACCCCGUCCUCAGCCCGACGGGCCGGGCUCCACCCAGCAGCCCGACAUGCAGCCCGCUUUAUCCGAAGGUCAGAAGGUCAAGAGGCAGGCUUUCUCGGGCCCAAUAGUCAGCAAAGGUUCUUCCAGCAAAGGCCCAAAAAUUAGCGAGCUUCACGAGCUCCCGAGGCCACCCGACUCGCUGGGCCCUGCCAGGGGUGUGUUCCGGGUGGGGUCUCCUCUGCCUCUCCCACAGUUGACUGUUUCUAGAAGCUUCUCCAUUCCAUCGAGCAGCCAGAGAGUGAGAGCUUUUCAUUCGGGAAAGCUGUUGGAAUCUUCUCAGCUCGUGAGAAGGGGGGAUGAAGCUGGUGCUUCUCCUCCAUUGACGCCUAUGUCCCUGUCGAACCUCAAGUGACUUGAGAGAUGUGGUUGUGUAGAUUUGAGAGGUGGAAGCGUGGAACUUUUGGAGCUGCGUCUCUGUGUUGUGAAAAUGAACUGUUCUUGUAUAUUCAUUAUAUAUUAUGGUGUUUAAUGAGCUGUCUUCUUCCUCUUGUCAACUUUUGAAAUUAGUCAACAUCUUAAAAUCUCAGUGGACGCCGGGCUGCAGCUGAAUUGGCGUGCACCAGUCGAGUAAGUGUUUGCCGUGUUUUGGUUUUGAGGGCUGACUACUUUUUUAUGGCUUUUUUUUUUGCUGGAUAAAAGUGUGUAUAUAGGCCCCGUUUACUUUGAUGGG
Messenger RNA from Striga asiatica, 2231 nucleotides. Lineage: Eukaryota; Viridiplantae; Streptophyta; Magnoliopsida; Lamiales; Orobanchaceae. The record is from the annotation of a GenBank genome assembly.